Messenger RNA from Tetrahymena thermophila SB210, 219 nucleotides. RefSeq lists its product as hypothetical. NCBI's taxonomy places the organism in Eukaryota, Ciliophora, Oligohymenophorea, Hymenostomatida, Tetrahymenidae. The record is from RefSeq and is a predicted model, not a curated record. The transcript has 2 exons.
ACAAAUCGAAAAUCGAUAUUUCUAAAAAGGUAAAUAUAAUAAAUUAACAAAAUAUCUAAAAAACUUAAUAUAAUUAUUUUAGCGCUUUGUAUUCAAAAAAAUAAUUUUUAACUUGAAGGAAAGUAGAAAAUGUUACCUUAUCAAUCGUAAGAAAUGAGCGUAUCAAAAAAUUAGUAAAUCAAUCAAACCAGUAAAUUUUUUUUGGCAUUAAAACCAUGA